UCCCGCCAUUAUUUGCAAUCCGCGAGCUUCUAUCUUUAUUCUCUUCUCUUCUCUCACACAGAGCAAACUCGAAACGCUUGCCGUUUCUGCAGAUCUCGACGACGAUGACCUAGACGCCGUUUCAUCUCCGACCGAAAUGAAGAUGAAGAUCAACAAAGCCUGCGAUCUCUCCUCCAUCUCCGUCUUUCCUCCUCCUCUCGUUUAUCCAAGGAAAGGGAACAACGUGUCAAGCGGAUUGCAAGUGUCUCACUCUCAGCAUCGCUCGCAACCGUCUCAGCAGUCGCUUUCUCAGGGACUCUCCUCUCAGCACGGAAUUUUGUCUCAUUUCUCUCAGAACUCUCUCGACGAGGCCGUCACGACUAAUGAUCAGAGAAUUGGUUCUCAAGAACAUGAGAACUCUUUGAGGAGGCUUUCUAGCUUGCCCCGAGCUACAUAUUCGCGGGAAGAGAGUCAACAACCUAACUCGAGAUCUUCGUCCAAUCUAAUGAUUAAAUGGAAUUCUGCAGAACAUAAAAGUCAGUUAAGUGAAGGACUUGAACACCGAAUUGGCAUAAUGGAAACAACAUUGAGUAGGUUUGCAAUGAUCCUGGAUUCUGUUCAAAGUGACGUAAUGCAAGUAAACAAAGGAACAAAGGAAAUUAUUUUGGAGAUGGAAUUCAUUAGGCAGAAGUUGAUUGCACAGGAUAACUCGCUUCAGUUAAUGACUAAAGGACAAGAAGAAAUUAAAGCAAUCAUUGAUGGGAGCUUGAAAUCUUUAUCUGAACAAAUGAGCCAUGUUUCAAAGAAAGAGAAAUUACAGGAAGUAUGUUUGGCGGUUUCUGCGUUGCCUCAACUAAUCGAAGCCUCUCAGCAAAAUGUACAAAAUGAUCUCCGUGACAUCAACAAGGAAAUGAAGGAAAUUUCUUGCAUUCUGAAAAGCGUCAACCAAAAGGAUCUGGCGCCACGUACUUUGUCUUCAAAGAGGGUUAGCAAACGGGUUACCACACCGAAAAGGCGUCAGCCUCUUGCUAAGUCAAGGUGUGAGGCGAAGAAUAUACGAGCUACUGUAGCUCCAGAGAUAAAAGUGGGCGUUUGGAAGCCAGUAAAAAGAGAAAGAGUCGUUUUUUCAGAUAAAACAUCUGAAAAGGUGCAAAAGAAAAAAGAACCACACACUGAGAAGUAUAUGAGGGGAGGUAGAGACUGUGCUAUUGUCAUUGAAUCUGAUGAGGAGACUGAAGGUUUUUCCUGCUUGGUCGGUGAAAACGCAGACCUAUUUGGGAAAUUGACGAAAGAAGAAGAGGAAGAAACUGAGCGAAUUUUGCGGAAAGCAAGGAGGCGCAAGAGGAAAAGUAUAGUAAUACUAUAACCAGGAGCAGCAGUUCGAUACUUUCAGAUACACAAGCAAAUGUGAAAAACCCCGGGGCUAAGAGUCGAUAAAACUUCUGUAACUUUCGGUAUUCUUUUCCUGUUAAAAGUGAAAUUUCACCUUAAAAAUCAGUAUCGAUCUUUGUUAUACAGGUAAUGUGUAACUUUAAUUAGAAACUAACAUGUUGACCCGUGUAAUCACACGGGUCAUGUCUGUAUUUUUAUUUGUAUUAAAAUAGUCGU
Molecule: messenger RNA, 1587 nt
Organism: Cajanus cajan (pigeon pea)
Lineage: Eukaryota; Viridiplantae; Streptophyta; Magnoliopsida; Fabales; Fabaceae
Source: RefSeq, a predicted model, not a curated record